Nilaparvata lugens (brown planthopper) is the source of this 6305-nucleotide messenger RNA. RefSeq lists its product as uncharacterized. Bases 74 to 3922 code for a protein of 1282 amino acids. Gene Ontology annotation, cellular component: cytoplasm. Gene Ontology annotation, molecular function: protein binding. Gene Ontology annotation, biological process: developmental pigmentation. The record is from RefSeq and is a predicted model, not a curated record. The transcript has 8 exons. Lineage: Eukaryota; Metazoa; Arthropoda; Insecta; Hemiptera; Delphacidae.
UCGCGUGGGCGAAAGUGAGAGAGAGAACCCAGAAGCAGAUAGCAGAGGGAUUAUCACCCUUGGGUUUUCUAAAAUGGCAAAGUUCAAUUCUGUAAAGAAAAAAUUUGUUUUGAGUGAAAUAAAUGACUAUUCAGCUAUUCAUACACCACUCAAAAGUAGGAUUAAGUAUACAUGUUUUGAUGUAUCACAAAGUUUCAUCGUUCUUGGAGCUACAAGUGGAGGCUUGUAUGUAUUCAGGAGAGAACCAUGCACGUUUCUUCAGCUCCUACCAAACAAAGAGGGACCAAUAACGGAGGUGCUGUUGUCACCAGACGAGAAACUGGUUGCGUUCGCGACCGAACGGAGCGUGGUGUGUGUGGUGGAGCGCACCGAAGGAGGAGGAGCUCGCCUCCUCAACAGGUCGGUGGAGCACCAGAGUGCGCGGAUCACAUCCCUCCUCUGGGUGCACACCUCCGAUCAGGUCUUCAUCGGAGACAACCAGGGCCGGCUGUCCGUCAUUAAUGUGUCGCUAUUUAUGAGCAAGAACAUAUUCCAGAUUCCGGCAUUCAUCUUCAUGCAGCUGGACUCGGGUGUCGUUCAGAUCAGCUGCCACGACGACAUGCUCCUAGUCUCCACCACAACACACAGCUAUGUCUGCGAUACCACCAAAGAACAGUACAGGCAAAUAGGUACAAAACUACGCGACGGUGAAUACGGUGCUUGUUAUCAUGGCGAGAAAAUCUACUGCGCGCGGCCAGGCUCUCGUCUAUGGGAAGUGGAUUUAGAAGGCACUGUUCAGAGCACGCACCAGUUCAAACAAGCACUCGCCGUAGAACCAGCUCUGAUCGUCUCCGAGGCACAAGAUGGCUGCAUUCACAAGCGCAGACCGCCCUCCGACGAGUGGCCUCAACAGUCUUUCAACUUCGCCAAGUUGUCUGUGAUCGGGAAAUUCCUGUUCACUUUCAGACAGGACGGUGUGUAUGUGUUCAACCCAGAGACCGUCGAUGUGGUGUUGUGGAGUGACCGUUACCGCGAUAUCAUAGAUGCUAAAUGUUUCGACGACACCAUCUACAUUUGGACAAAGUCGCAGAAAGUUCACGCACUCACACUAGUCACAUUGGAAAAGUGUUUACUAAGGACUUACUUCCGGGAACGUUAUAAACUUUGUCACAGCCUCUGUUCACAUUUCGCUCCGCAUCUUCUCGAGUCUCCCGAUAUUCUCACCUCUCUAAACCCACUCACCAACCUUUCCAACUUUGUUGACUGUGAUGAAAACGUUGCAAACGUUUUGAAAAUGAUUGAAUCGGUGGCGAAAAACAAAGAAAACUACACACAACUUGAUUCGGGGAUAUAUUUAGUUGACAACCAUCACGCCCGACAGAAAUUGUUGUUUGAAGGGAGAAAAGUUGACGGCCGGUUGAAUCAUGAUUUGAAAAUCAAUAAUAAAAUAAGGAACCCCAGGUCACACAGUCUUCCACCCGACGCUAAAAUGAGACAGAAAAUUAGUGGCAGUGUUCCCUCAGUCUCUGCUUCAUCUCUCCCUGAAUUGAUGAAGAAGACUGCGGGAGAAAAUGGUACUCAACAGUUUUGUGAGGGGAUAAAUCGUGACCAAAAGCACCCCAUUAUCCUCGCACCUCAUCUGCAUUUUCUUCCCCUGUCCUCCCCGGAUAUAAUCCAUGACGCACUCAUGGAGAUCGGUCACAACAUGUCGGGCAAGUUGAUGAAUGGAACUAAAACUCUGAAAGACAAGUGGCAAGUGUUGGAAGGCAAGUUGAAGUUCACCAAAGUUGAUAACACGUUUCAAAAAAUGAAUUUAAAAUCGAAUGAAGCUAUAAGAAACAACAUGAAUAAAGCUGUGAAUGGAGGUGUUGUGGAGAAUGGGGAGAGAAGUACAAACGGGGAUGUGUUGCCCAAUGGUAAUAUAAAUGGGGAAGGUGAAGAGGAGGAGGAAAUUGUGAUUGGGCGGAAAUUGAUAUCCAACAACAACUCAGGGUUUGUUGCCAGCGAGAUUUUGAACCUCUGUCACAAACUGGAAGCCCUCGAAAACGGUCACCGCAUCGAUAAUCAAUCUCUGGACAAGUUUUUCGAAACAGUCCUCACCACUUACAACCGGUACAUCGAGUUUGUCUCCAACAACAGUCGGAAAAACAAACCUGACGUCAAAUAUUUCCCGUUCAAUCAAUUUCUCCCCGAAAAGUAUGUAGGGGUUGUUCAAAGUGUGUUUCAGAAUUCGUUGAGAUCUGGAGAAGUGAUAAAGAGGGUUGCUUCGUUUCACAAUACUAGUUGUCUAUCUGCUCUGUCAGUUCAGGAUUUGAAACAUCCCCAAGUAUUCAGUGAGGUGUAUCCCGUACAUGUUUUACAAGCCGACGCGAUAUUCAGUCAGAUAUUAGUGAUAUUUUCGGAGAUACUGGAUCCUUACACGAUACUCCAGGACUUGGAUGGGUUAGCUGAUUUUCCCUGUAGAUAUUUGUCAUGGUGUGCAGUGAUGGAUAGAUUCCAGGAAGGAGCUCUCCAGUAUUUCACCAAGGAAUCGUCAUCGAAUAGCGUGAAUGUGGGAUGUCGGGAUUGGCCGUUACCUUUAUUGUUGAACGCCAUGUUUCUGCUGCUGAGACUCGACCAAGUUGAUCCAGCGGUUGAGAUGGGACGUCAAGGCAACGUCCCCAUCCACUCAGUGUCCCACGUGAUUCUGAAACUAAACUCGCAUCUGGCUCAAUCUCCAGGGAUGUCUGAAGAAGAGGUAGAAAAGAAAUGCAGCAAUAUGUUUUUGUCGUACGUUGCGAAAUUCUGUGAUAAGGAACCUUUGGAGAAGGUUGAUUUAAACGAUCGUGGGAUGUUGUCGCAUCUUGAGAAGUGUUUGAUACUGGUGAAUAAGGAGCUGGAGUAUUCGGUUUGUAGGUGUGGUUUCCCUAAACCCCCCUCGAAUAAGCUGGCGAGGAAAGGUUGGAGGAAACUGAACGGCACAAGGUACCCAGAGAUCGGGAAGGUUUUGUUGGCAAAGUUUUGGGAAAAACGGGAUGAACCAGGUCAUGUAAAACCAGACCUGAUAUCUCAUACAGAUGGGAUCAAGGAGUUGUGUAAGAUGAAUGGGGAACAGGAUGACGAGAAUUUCUGGAGUUUGAUGGGGAGUUUGGAUGGUGAUGGGAGUGAAGGUCAAGUGUUGAGAGUAUCAGAGAGUAUCGAACAUGUGAAGAGGAUCUGUUCCGUGGUACCUCCGUUGUUGUUGUGGUUUCUCAGUGAGAAGUUGAGGGAGAAUACAAGGUCUGCAGCGUUGUUCAACAUCAAGACUGUGCUGAUUCUGCAGUUGGGCGCCUUGGAGGAACUGGACCACCGUAACGACCCAGGUCGCUGGUCACAGAUCGUCGAGCUGUACGGCAAGAUGGGUCGCGGAGAGUGCUGCUUCUGCGGGCGGAGGUUGCAGAGCUCCGCCGAACUGGUCAGUCUGGCAGAAGACGGCAGUCGACUGGCGAUCGCGAUGCUCAAGUCGCUCGGACCCAGUCACAGCAUGGCGAUACUGCGUCAGCACGUGUCUGAUGUGCCGCAUUUUAUGCUCAACAAACAAUUCUACCAAGCAUGUAUAUUGUCAGGCUUGGUUGACUCGAGAGUUGAAGGCUGCAGAAAACAAGUGGUCGACCAAGUGAUGAACGCUAACUCAACGUUCCCGCUAUCAAGUUCUGUGGGAUCCGAACUGCUCUCAGCGCUGGCCCUUGACACAGGUGAAGCAGUCAGCUGUUGGGAGGAGCGUUUGCAGAGCGGCAGGAGCAGCAAUGCGCAUGCGUGGGGCGUAUGUGUGGAGGCGCACGGCGCAUGCGCACUGUGCUCGCUGAGCAUGCGCACUCCGCAACUGUCAGACGGCCGGCUACGUGCGUUCCGGUGUGAACACGUCUUCCAUCUGGUCUGUCUCAAGGCCGCCAAACGGGCGCUUGUCUGUCCUAUCUGCUCAUAGAUUGGCACACAUCAAACCCGAUGCUUGCAAGCUCAUUCUUCUAACGGGUAAACUUGUAUUUCUGUUGAUUUUUUUUUUUAAUUUUUGUUGUUUAAAAUAUCAAUUAUUCUAUCAACAAGCAAAUAUUGUAAAAAUAGACUUUCUACCAAGUACUUUCCAAUGGCACAGCCAUUUAAAUCAAAACAAGUCCUUUCUUACUCUCAGCUCAAAGGAAAAUCAUCAACUCUGGAAAUUCUAUAAUCACAUGAUGAUAGUUUUAUUCUAAUAUGAUAAAUAUAUGUCCAGCCUAGACCUAUUCUAGAAAUCUUGAUGAACGUUGUUGAGUGUAUUUUAUAAUAAAACUCCUAAACCCUUUUCAAGACGUUCUAGAAAAAGUCAAUUCUUCAAGAAGAGAUAAUAUUUUCUAGGAAAUUCUAGAUCUUGAAAUUCUAGGAUGAAAGCCAUAGCCAUGAUGUAAAUUAUUCUAUGAACAUCUAUGGUUUUUCUCUCAUUUAUUUCGAAGACAGAACCAGCGAUUAUUGAAAUAUAACAAUAAAUUUUAAGAAAAUCGGAACAAACUUCCAAUUCUAUAGCUGAUAAUUUAUGAAAUUAUAACUCAAACCCAACAUGAUUUUUCAAAGCGUAUGAAUAUUCAAAUAAGUUUAUCUAAAAUUAUUGGUCAAAUUUUCUGGUUCAAGUAAGACUGUAAACUGGCAAUCAUAAUUAUAAAUGGAAGCUUUUUGACAUUCCUUCAGUUUGAAAUGUGGAACAUACUAAUUCAAAUUUUGGGAAGCUUCUAAAACUUAUUUUGACAGCAAGUUACUUUUCAAAUCUCUAAACUAAGUAUACGGUUGUUAUUGAACUGAGCAUUAAAAACUGAGCAUACAUUUCACAAAGAACAUUUCCGUGGUUGAUGAUUUUAAAAGAGAGAUGAUAGGAUUUGAUAAUUAUUGGACAAAAUUUGCUGUCAUUUCUCUAUGCAUCCAAUGUAUAGGUAAUCUUCGUUUAAAAUCCUGUAGCCUAUUAUUUCCAUUCAAAUGAACUAGUGGUACGGUUUUUAUACAUUUAAAAAUGAUUAAGAAAAUGAAUUAUGUUGGAAACAAAGAUUUCUUUUUCAAAUUAAUGUUAUAACGUUUUUCAUUGAAAGUUAUUAUUUAACUAUUCAUAGAAGCAUUCCUAAUUUUAUUAGCUUUUCCUUCUUUGAAUUCAAUUCUCCUCUAUCUAUUGGAUGAAGCAAACAAAUACAAUAUUCAUAAAUUAAUAAGAAACUAUUGUCCAAAAUUUCUAAUUUUGUGCAAAAUAAACUGUCAAUUUUUUCAAAAUGACAACAAUUUCUGUCCAAUUCUUGAACAAAAUAUUUCAUUUAAUUUUUUUGUGGGUUUUCAACCCCCUAGUCUUUACCUGAAAACUCUUUAAUGGAGGUUCAGGGUUCCUAUAAUGUUACAAUCAAUCCUAUAUCUAUACUAUAUGCAUGUUCUUGUAGUUUAAGAACAUUUUAUCUAAUUUUGACUAGAUAAUUCGCAUGAUACGAGAGGGAACAGUAUUUUAGUCUGAAAUGAAUGUAAACUUAUCGCUCAGAAGUUAUGCGUGUGUGUGGAAUAUCUGUCAGUUGUUUGAUGAGUGUGAACCAUCCCUUUAAUGUACAGUUUUUGUAGAAAUAAUUCAUUAAUCAAAUAGUUCAGAGGUGUAUUCAAUUAUUGAUCUUAGCAAAUAUUAUCCAAUUCCCCGCCUGCAGAAUGAUAUUUAUUUUUUCUGUUAUGAACAAUCAUUUUCUAAAACCUAAUAAUUCCUUGAGAUUAAAAACCAUUUGCUUCCUGGUAACUUGUUGGAAAUUAGAUUCUGAAUCUUGAAUGUAUUCAAUCUUCAACUUAUUAUUUAAAUAGGAAAUGAAAUAAAUAGGAAAUCCCGCUUUUUACGGAGGAAAUAGAGUUUUCUAUGUAUCCGUUGUCACAUAAAAGCCUUUUUCACCAUCCCUAGUAGUAUUGAAGUAGUAAUGAAUUCAACAUUCUCUCCAUUUUCAAAAAUGUCUGCUUUUAUCUUAUAAUUGAACAGGAAGUUUAUCAACCCUUCCAACUAUUCUUUUUAUUCAAGUUGAGAAAUGAUAGGGUAGAACUUUCUCUUAUAUACAAUAUUUAUAAUUACUUAUAUCCUACAUCAAUACUAACUUAUAAUUCCCAAUCAUUUUAUUGUAAGUUGUAAAUAUUAGUGAAGAUGAUAUCAAGUGAUACUUGGACCACAUUAAUUAUGUAACAACUAGUCUUUAGAAAAUCCUAGUGAUACGAUGGUAUGAUGUAAGAUUCAUUUACAUGCAGUUUUGAUAAAGAAAUGCAUUCUCUCUUCUAAUCCUUUUGUCAUGAUACUUAUGAUUUCAAACAUAAUUAUUAUUGAAACGUAAUCUAAACCC